UUAAAUUGUACAGUAUUUUUUAAGUCAAUCAACGAAUUUUCUCUCAAUUCAGCUUUUGCUGCAAAUGAGUUAUAUAUUUCCUUUCUUUUAUUCAGGAAGCACAGCAGCAUGGUAAAACACAUGGUGUAAAAUAUGAUGCAACUCAACACAGUGCAACUCGUCCUGCAGCUCAGGAAGUUUCACACAAACAUUUUUUCUCUGAAGCACAACAGCAUGGUAAAACACAUGGUGUAAAACAUGACAAAACUCAACACAGUGCAACUCGUCCAGUAACGCAUUGUGUACCUCACGAAGUUUCACACAGAACUUCCUACUCGCCUUAUUCUAGAAUGUUAGAGGACACAGAUAUAUACCGGAAAGGAUAUCCGGGUAAACGUGAUGAUUUAUCUAAAGAAAAAAAUUGGCUCUUUUAUUCGAACAGCAUACCAUAUGAACCGAAUGGAAUACUCAUAGAUGAAUUGCAUCGUGAUUGGGCUGUUGACUAUGAUACCUUAGAAAGAAGGCAUGAUUACAUCCAAUGGCUGUUUCCCAUCAGGGAGUCGGGUAUAAAUUGGAGAGCGCAAGAACUACAACUACAUGAAGCAAAGAAAAUAAAGGAAAAUAAGAACGCCAAAGAUAGAGUUCUCAAAUCUUAUAGAAUAAUGCUGGGAUUUUAUGGAAUAAAGUCAGAUAAUGAAGGGAAGUUGUUAAAGUAUGCAGAUAAUUGGUCAGAACGAGCUUCUCAUCUGAACAGGUCAAGACAUAAUCACUUGAGGAUAACUCGAAUAUUGAAGAGUCUUGGUGAACUUGGAUUUGAGGAUUUAAAGAAACCUUUUAUUGACUUUAUUUUAAAAGAAAUAUUCGAAUCUAAAUUACUUUGGUAUACUUUUGAAAGUUGCAAGAACUAUUGGAUUCAAGUGUUAAAGAAUGAUGAGGAACGGAACAAAUGCCUGUCGUCCUUAGAAAAAUACGCAAAAGGAAGUCAAGAAAAACGGAGUUACAAAAAGUCAAAACGAACUACUUAUGUUUAAAGAUUUAUAAUGAGUAAUUAAAGCAUUUUGAUUUACACUAAAGCUGCAACACCUUGAUCCAAAUAUAAAACAUUCUUUAAUGCAAGUAUGAAAAAAUACAAAGUGAAGGAAAAAAGGACAGUAACAAUAGGCGAGCAGAUUAGAGGCUAUUUUGGGGUGCACCUUAAUUAUUGACUCGUUAUUCUAUUUUAGUACAAGAAAAAUACAUCUUAUGGUUGAAAAAAUUGCAACAGAAUUUCUGUUUGCACAAUGCAUUUUCUUAAGGUCUCUGUAUGAACAUACUAAAAGUCUAGAAAAAUCCACAUAGGGGAAGUGUGUAUUUUUCAAAAUGGCCGCCAAAAAUGGAUAGUUUUAACCAAAAAUUGAAAAAAAAAAUGAUCAUUUCAACAUGUUUCAGCAUAUUUUUUUUUCUAAAAUAUAUUUACAAAUCCUAAAAUAGUUCUGAUGCAUAUAUGUAUGUACACUUAUUUGAUGUGGGUAUAAUUAAUUUCAAGAUGGCUGCCACAAAUACGACGACAUAUUUAGUGGUGUAUGCAUAAGACCCCAAGCAGCUAUAGUGCCAUAAGGACGUUUUGGGCAAAAGCACCAACUUAUUACAU
Molecule: messenger RNA, 1609 nt
Organism: Anneissia japonica
Lineage: Eukaryota; Metazoa; Echinodermata; Crinoidea; Comatulida; Comatulidae
Product: opioid growth factor receptor-like protein 1
Exons: 8
Coding region: 330-1010 (226 amino acids)
Cellular component (GO): membrane
Molecular function (GO): opioid growth factor receptor activity
Source: RefSeq, a predicted model, not a curated record